Messenger RNA from Malaya genurostris, 4484 nucleotides. RefSeq names its product E3 ubiquitin-protein ligase goliath-like. The transcript has 10 exons. The record is from RefSeq and is a predicted model, not a curated record. NCBI's taxonomy places the organism in Eukaryota, Metazoa, Arthropoda, Insecta, Diptera, Culicidae. Bases 1719 to 3716 code for a protein of 665 amino acids.
UGUUGUCUGCUUUUCAAGAAAGACUUAUGGGGAGCUAAUGGUCUGUGAUUGGCCCUUCGUAAAUGCGUAGAAUUUCUGUUUCCUCAAACUAAGCUUGCAAAUCAGAAAGUGUGUUUUGUUGAUUUUACUUCCAAAGCAAAAUUCUCAGUUGGCAGGUCAACUUUCGGUGGUGAACAAAGUGCAUAGAUGCCGAAGAUUGUAACCCGUUUCGGGCGGAUGUGUUUGUGCUCUGUACCCAUGAAAGUUUAAUUGAAGAAACAGCAUACAUAACAGUGAAAAAUCGAAGCUGGUGGUGGUUGCCAAUAAAGUGCGAGGAAAAUUGCUCGGAUUAAGUUAAGGCUCCGUCCGUAUGUAGGUAUCGUGUACCAGUUUACAGUACAGCUCGUGGGAGUCAUACAGAAUAUGGGAAAAGUCUAGUAGAACAAAGCGCGUUCGAUCUGCUGCCCCGACGAGAUUUUGAGUUCGGAUCUCUGUGAAAAAGUGGAAAUAUUUCCGCACAACUGCUCAAGAAAACAAAGGAAAAGUCAAAAGCUUAGCACGAGUGCGGUGAAAUAGAUUGUAGGAGUGCUAAAAAUAUCCAUCAAAGAACGCGAAUUGUUUAUUUUUACUCGACCUCUUGUUUGUUGUUGAACAUCUUCACAGUAGCCCUAAGGUGAAAAUAACGCAAAACUACAUACCACAGUUGUCGGCGUAGAAAGUUCUUCAAGCGACCGGACAUAGCGAGGAAGGUUGAUCCCUCUUAACAUAUGAUAGCAUUUAUGUAUGGAUAUCUCUGAAAGAUCACUCGCCUUGUGUUCUCCACGGUAACGCAUCACAGCCGACGUUCGUUGUUACAUCACCCACGAGCCACGCGUCACCAAGCGAGCCGGGUGAAACUGUCACUCGUUUCGGAAGCCCCAUUCAUCGACCGUCGGUUUGUGUCACAGCAACGUGCGGCGUGCAACCGUAAACAACCGUGCAACUGACCACCACCACCCAACCAAGUGCCCUCGGAAGAACAGCAGGUCACACAUCGCGCACUGAAGCAUACUGGCGGCUAACGGCAGUAUAUUGGCAGCUGCCAUCGAACGCAGUUUGGUCGUAGAAUUCCGCAGAGCUUCGUAGCGACUGGUCGCGGAAUUGACGAGAUAAAUUGUGUGACCGCGUCUGAUUUCGGAAACAUUACAAUUUUUUCCGGAACGAUAGAAGUGAAAAGUUUCGCGCGACUUUUUAAAUAGGUGUUUGCUGAUAUCGAUUUUAAUUAAUCAGUUUCAAGAAUUCUGUUUGUUUUUAUCAGCACCGAACAUCGUGGUCGGGUGUUUCGUUUGCUACUGCAAUCGCCAGGUACUGGUAAGGAGCAAGCAGGGGCAGUGUGAGCAACGGGAAAACGAAAUCGUAAAUAUUCGAGAGCGGCCAGAGCCAGAAGCGCUUAUCAACGCCAACGCUUCGGACUAGUGGCUGUUAUCGCGACCCUUGGCAACCCGACGGGACGAAACUGUCCAGUGAUGAUUGCAAAAGUGCCAAUUGAAUGUAAAUGUGUUUUGAUUUAACAAAGGGAAGAGCUUAUCGAGAAGCUAUCAAGUGUCGCUCGUGUGUUUCAGCUUAGAACACCAUGUUUCUGUCGUGUUGAAAAAAAACGAGUUCUAACCUAACGUCGCCUAGGUACUAGGGAGUAGUGCUUUAGAAGUGAAUUUGUAGUGUAGUUUCUGGUGAACGAAUCCUCCGAAUCUUGUCUCAAAAUGUCUGCUCUGAGCCAUCAGGUGAAUAUGAACAACUUCAUAUCGCUGCUGGUCGGUGCCUCCCUCGUGGCAGCCAACUCUUCCCCAAGUCACCACGAUCUGACUUCCUUUUCCCAACCGACGGAAUUCUCUAACGGAGUGUCUUCCUUCGCGCUGCCGGCAGAAGAUCGGAUGGCAUUCGAUAGUUACACGCUGGCCUUUCUGAACUACAGCUACACGGACCACAACGGGGUGGACAACACCGAGGGUGAUCUGGUGGGCAAGUACGGCGAAGGGCGCAUCCUGAACCGUACCGGUCUGCUUGUUCACGUUACUAAGUCGGAUAAUGUGGAUGACCACACCGGAUGCGCCAAGGACUGGAACGGCACCAAGGGGGAACCGUUGCCACCGCUAGGGGUCCAGUGGAUUGCACUGAUCAAGCGCGGCAACUGCAACUUCGAGGAGAAGGUGAAGCACGCCUACACUCACGGGGCGACCGGUGUUAUCAUCUACAACGAUAAGGACGAUCCGCGGCUGGAUAAGAUGAAGAUUAACGAUAAAGAACGUAACAUAACUGCCGUUUUCACGACCAAAGCUAAAGGUCACGAACUGAUAGAUGUUAUGGAACGGCAGAACUACGAGGUGACGAUGCGAAUCAUUGAAGGCAGCCGUCACUACCGAUCGUUGGCCAACAUCAACAGAACAUCGGUGCUGUUUGUGUCCAUCUCGUUCAUAGUGCUGAUGAUCAUCUCGCUGGUGUGGCUGGUGUUUUACUACGUGCAACGGUUUCGGUAUUUGCAAACCAAAGAUAAACAAUCGAAGCGGCUUUGCAACGUGGCCAAGCGAAUCAUUGCCAAAAUCCCUACCAAAAGCAUUAAGUCGGAUGACAAGGAAAUUGACAAUGAUUGUUGCGCCAUUUGUAUCGAGCCCUACAAGGUCACGGAUGUGAUACGCGUUCUUCCCUGCAAACACGAAUUCCACAAGAUCUGUAUCGAUCCGUGGCUGCUGGAGCAUCGGACCUGCCCGAUGUGCAAGAUGGACAUCCUCAAGCAUUACGGUUUUGUGUUCACCGGAAGCCAGGAGAGUAUUCUUCAGCUGGACCUGGAUAUGGAAGAAGGUGACCUAGUUGACGAUCGCAGCAGCACCGACGGGGGCUACCAACGUCGGCACAGUGUCAGUCCGUUGCCACAGAUUAGAGCCAGCACCGAGAAUCAACUAUCCCGCAGCUCCUCGGAGUCCGACUUGGAUCGCGAGCACCGUCGAGCUAGAGGUUCCACCAAUUUACAGCAUUCCAACCGGCAUUCCAUCGGCAGAGACAGUAUGGAUGGGGAUAUUGCAGAAAGUAGCUGCGCUGCGGCUUCGGUGAGAGAAUCGGACAACGACAACGACAUCUGUGUAGGAUGUUUGGCUGCGGCACUAAACAAAAAGCAACGAAAUUUCGAUGGUACACUGACGCAGGAUGAUGCCGAAAGUGAUACCUAUCCUUCCGAACCGCACGGAUCAUCAAGUCUUCCCAGCACGUUGAAAAAGUAUAAAGGUAAUCAUUCGACUGGUUCCUGUCGUGGUAUGAAUCCUCCCGAUCACUACCAUCAGCAUCCACCGCAACACCAGCAGCAGACCUCGUCUACCCAGUCGAAACUUCCCUUCCGUUUUUAUAAAACCGAUGGCGCCCAGGGUCGCAAGCUGCGCACCCCGCUCAAGAAUCUUAUGUGCCAGUCGAAAUCGGCACCAUGUGAUGAUGGUUCGCUGACCGACAUUCAUUUGGGAUCGGAUGAGCGAACCUGUUCUCAGGUUCCGAUGGCUACGAGCGGUGUUCAAACGAAAUCGGCACGCCGUUGCUCACUGUCGCGAACUUCCUCCUGUGGGUCGGAUAGCAGAAAAUUUGCUCACUACCAGGAACCGGACCACUCGGACCAGUACCCGGAUGACGAUGGUUCGGAUGAAACCGAACCGAACAGCGAAAAUGAUCUGAUCGUUAAGAGUAGGGAUGACGUCGAAGGAGAUAUUAAGAAAAAGUGAUAACCGUGAUAUUAGGAUACUGAUAGGGUAGAGGAACGAUCGUUUUUCUUCCAAUGUUUCUAGUACUUCUCUUGAUAAGAUGCAAAUUACUGAUAGCGUUUCGCAGUUUCGUAGCAUUUUUCUGUAGGGUAGAAAUCAAACUGACAGUUAAACAGUCCAUGCGUGAUAUGAAUGUACUUUUCUAGACUAGCGCUGCUUCGGCGAUGAAAAGAGAAACCAGUCUGGUUGUAUCGGUUUCGAGAUUUACGGAACUUUCAUGCGGGAUAACUUUUCAAGGUUGUAAUCUAAUCGAAAUGCAUUAUUUUAUUUUAGAAAUAGGAAGUAAGUUAACAGAGUUGUUCUGUAAUUUGUCUUACUUGUUCAAAUAGGAAUUAUUUCUUUUGAAAUUUAAGUCUAAUUUAAUCGCCUUAUGUUAGAACUGAACAAUACAAACACGACGCAGUCAUACUAUUCCAAGUUCUGAAUAUUGUUCAGCUCACGGUCGAACAAUCAACCGGAUCCAUCGAAACAUCGAUAAGUAUUUUCGAUAGAUUCGUUGCGAUUGUCUGUUUCGAAUUUCUGAUUUGCGUUCCCAGUACUAAUUAGUCUUUUGAUUGUGCUAGUUUCACGUAUUUUACGUGAUGAAUUCACACCUAUGAUGCCAAACAAUGUAAGGUGAAAGGAGUAUUUUCCGACUCUGUGUGCAUUAAAUGGCAACAAUGGACUACGACUGCAAUGAUUAAAUAUUGAACGUAAUUGGAAUAAAUAAAUGGUGCUUUUAAUAACUUA